AUGGUGGUCCGCAGUGAAGAUGAUUCAUCUGACACUGAUACAUGCGAACCACCAAGUCCAAAAGACACAGAAGUGGAAGCUGUCGAUAGCCUAUUCAAAACACUGUGGGACAACGUUGAAAACCAUCGAAAGGCCGGCAUAAUCAGAAGGUCGUAUAGCCGUAAAACAGAGGCUUUGUUGGAGCGUCAAAAAGGGAAGUGGCAAGAGUUCUGCCUUGCACUCAAAGUUGACCCGCAUCAGCAGCUCCACAAGGCGGAUGCAUCUGUUUUCAAAGCCUUCCUUGAAUGGAGAGUUGAGAAAGGACGGAUUUUGAAAGUCUCUGCAAUCCAAAACUACUGGAAGGCACUCAGUUCUAUUUAUGCCGCGACAACACAAAACUGGCUCGGGGAGUCUAUUCUGGCGGACGUAGGCGGUUUCAUCCAUGAGGUGCUGAAGCCAAGGUACAAUCUAAGUGAAGAGCAGAAGGCGAAGGCUGGUCUUUACGUCGAGGAUCUAGAUAUCCUGUUGAGCCAUCACUGGCUCUCUGAUACGGAAGUAUUCCCACACGAACGCCUGCGCCUCCAGCUAGCCAUCCUCCUCACAAUUGCGGGAGCCACUUCUUCGCGACCAACGGCACUCUUGAGUUUGCGGUACCGUGAUCUUGAGUUCGCUGUCUUUCCACCGACGAAAGGCCUUGGCCGGUCGCAGCUGACUCUCACCGUACGUCUCACCAACACUAAAAGACGAGGGUAUAAGCAGCACGCGGUCAAGUUUGGUUUCCACGAACAGGAGAACCUUAUCCAUUGCCCCGUCUUGGGAUUCCUGGCCCUGGCCCUGGCGGACGGUGCAUUCCACACCCCCACCAGACUGGAGAAAAUAUAUUCUCUUCAAGUCCCUGACCAUCAAGAUCGCGUCACGCUCUACUUCAAGCCGGAGAUUGCAGACAGAUAUGUCUUUCAGCGCAUGGAUGGAGUGGAGGGGCCUCUCGAGUACAGCCAGGCUCGGUACGCCCUACAGCGGCUGGGCAACUCCUGUGGGUACCUAGACAAACUCAUGUUUUAUGACCUACGCCGUGCUUCUGGCAAGAUGCUCAAUGAAGCAUACACGCCCGAGGAACGAAACCAGAUCAUGGGUCACACCGGCGGCACUUCUGCUGUCUACAGAAACUACUACAUGCCAGAGUUCGUCGACAAGGAUGUCCAAUCCGUCUACUUCGGCGUGACGCCACGGGAUAACGUGAUUCGUGCGAUUGGAAGAAUCCGCCGAAAUGCUCUCGCUCCAACGCGACUGACGCAGGACCAGCAGGACGAGGUGAAGCGAGAUGCCAAGCUCAACGAAGCAUAUGCAUCUCGUGACGAGGCCAAGCGUCUCGUGAAGCUGCGCUGCGGCACCGUGGCAAGCGCUAGGCAGAGGCAGGGCGAGCUCGAUGACGACUUGAGGCUGCUGCUUCAAAAGUACGAGUCCGCAGCCAAGAAGGCCUUGAACCUUCGUACCAGCCUGAAGGGCCAAACUCUGCGCCAGUCGAUGAGGGACUUCCACACGUUGGCAGACAUCGAUCUCGUCACUGGCUCGGCACAAAGCACCCAGCAGGAGGCCUCAUCCUCACAACCUCAAUAUGAGCUGCAGGAGCGAGCUGGGAUCGCCGAGGCUCUCCGAGACUCCAUGCAACAGUACGAGGGUCGAGAGCUUGAUCGGAUUCGGAUCCGACUCGUGGAAAACAUGGCAAACCUUUGUCACAUGAGAGAGACAAGCACACGUCAUCGUGGCACCAAGCGAGCCGUCCAUUGUCCAGAGUCGGACUCGGAUUCGGAGCAGGAUGUGAAAAGGCGCAAGGUCUCAUCUGGGGCAUCGAGCAGCCUACAGAGUGUCUUCCGCGUGAAGGCCAAGCCGGUCAACCUCUCCUGCCCAUUCUGCCAACUCGACCCUUCUCUUGGCCCCGUGAGGAAGAACCACCAAUAUGCACGGAUUGAUAGUCUAGGCACACACAUCUUCAAGCAGCAUUUCAACGAGGCAGGCCUAUAUAGAGGCAGUGAAGGCGGUGGAGGCCCCGAGUUCUGUUGCCCCUAUUCAGAUUGUAUGGAACUUCUUCUUGGGGCCGCAGACUUUGCCGGGCAUGCGCAUGUGGUGCACGGUCUGGCCUCAUUCCAGAAAUCAACGCUGCCCCAGGCUGCUACAGCUGGCUCUGUGAUCCAAGCGCUGAAUCAGGAUUUUCAUUUGUAUACAGCUUGA
This is a messenger RNA of Pestalotiopsis fici W106-1, 2208 nucleotides long. RefSeq lists its product as uncharacterized. Gene Ontology annotation, molecular function: DNA binding. Gene Ontology annotation, biological process: DNA recombination; DNA integration. The record is from RefSeq and is a predicted model, not a curated record. The transcript has 3 exons. Lineage: Eukaryota; Fungi; Ascomycota; Sordariomycetes; Amphisphaeriales; Sporocadaceae. Bases 1 to 2208 code for a protein of 735 amino acids.